This is a messenger RNA of Microplitis demolitor, 5626 nucleotides long. RefSeq names its product voltage-dependent calcium channel subunit alpha-2/delta-3 (gene stol). The transcript has 25 exons. Gene Ontology annotation, molecular function: voltage-gated calcium channel activity. Gene Ontology annotation, cellular component: voltage-gated calcium channel complex. The coding region runs from base 1312 to 4896 and encodes 1194 amino acids. The record is from RefSeq and is a predicted model, not a curated record. Lineage: Eukaryota; Metazoa; Arthropoda; Insecta; Hymenoptera; Braconidae.
GCUACUAUUGGGAGUAGUAGGAAGAUGCUUAUAUUUUCCGUCUCGUUACUUGACUCCCGUUACAAAAAAAAACGCCGCGUAUUUAACGGCAAAGAAUAAUAUAUAAAAAGGGACUGAGACGUGCUUUGCUUGGUGAACAGAUAUAUAUUCAGCUUAAUACCAGGUGUAAAAGUGUGGGGGCGAGUGUGUGUGUGAGUAACUGAAGUGAGCAAGUGCGUUUUGUUUCAUCUCCUCUUGCCUUAUAUUGUUAUUCUGGAUUAAGGGUGCUAACAAUAUAUAUACAUAUUUACAUGUAUACAAGAGACAAGACCAGAACAGAGGUGAAUAAUAUAUUUGUACAAUUAAAACUCCAAGGAAAGAGUGAAGGAGAGACAUCAGCCCAGACACGAGUCAGAGCCCAUCAUCCGCUCAUGGCAAUUGGAUAUCAUUUUUUUUUAUUAUUGAAUGCAAUUAAGCUGAGAGUGCUGUAACAAACCUGGGAUAAUACGAUAAUAACAUUUGCUUAGGGAUUUCUUCUUCUUUUUUUUUUCUUUUUUUUUUCGUCGACUAAACGAGUAGUGUAGACGAGUGUGCGUGGAAAGAGGGUGCGAAGCGUGGAUGAAGGUCGUGGAUGCAGGGUGUAGUAGAGGGCGAGGAUCGUUUUGUGGUGGCGUUGAGAGUACGCGUAAACGCAGAACGUAAAACACCAAAAGUAUAGGUGGUUAACAAUUUUUUUUUUAAUAUUUUAGUGGGUGUUGUACAUACAGACAACAGUUACACCGUAAAGUAUUGAUAACAAUGAUAAUAAAUAUUAUCAGUAUUAUUGGAGUUACAAUAAGUAAAAAUUGAUGGUGAAAUAAGAGUAGUAUUAACUGAAGAAACGGAAGAAGAAAGUAGUGUAACAACUUGCUCAAUAGAUUGUGUGUUAAAAAAACGCGGCGUUACACGUCUUUUUUACGAGACCUAUGGAUUUUUUGCAGCGGCCUCUUACUACUUGCCGAAUAAGAAAAUUCGUCUCAGUUCUUGGUACUUUUUAUUGCUUACACCAUAAUCAUAACUGCUACGUCUGCUACUUGGACAUGGAUCACUGGAUCUGAAGCUGGAGGUGUCACUUGCACACCCGAGUUAACGAUAAACGACAGCGUACAACAUAGACCUCUGCACGAGAUCCAAUUUUAUCAUCAUCAACAAACAUCAUCGUCCGGCUGUGUCCAAUGAAUUAAUCAGCGGAAGAUUACACCGACAAUAAGUUGAGAAGAACAACGGGGGUGAGCGCCGCUGUAAGAUAAAUAGUCUGGAGUAUAAAUAUAAGAAGCGGGAGAAGAUAACGAGAUGUAUCGUUACGUUAAAAGCACGUUGUACAUCAGCAUACUUUUUCUCAUGAGUAUUGGAAUCAGUCAUCAACAGGAGGAGGACAUUCCACACAAUGAAGUGAGAAACUGGGCACUUAAGUUUGGCGUCGAUCUGUGGGAGUUUGGACGACAAGCAACUAAACUUAGCGAAAUACAGAGGAAUUACCAUGGGAUGGAAGCAACUGUAAAUAAAAAAGACGGUUUGGUCCUGGUACGUGAAAUGGCCGCUGAAGUUAAAAAUAUGAUGGACUUUAAGAUGAAUGCUGUUAUGAGAUUGAUGGAAAGUGCGGAGCAAGCUGCAGUAUCAUCGCCAAGGGAUUCAACAACAUCACCCCGAUACUACAGUUCCCAUGAGAUCAACAGAUUCACUGAUGAUGGUAAACUCACACCCGGUACACGUGAAUUGCUACUCUCGAUGAAUCGUCACUUUGACAAUUUACCCGUCAAUUUGAGCAUGUCUGCAGUACUUUUUCCUCCGGGUGUUGAGGAUUCUGACAGUCAAGUCUCUUCUGGACUUCAAUGGAGUGAUCACUUGGACCCACUUUUUGUUAAUAAUUAUGAAAAUGAUCCGACUUUGUCUUGGCAAUAUUUCGGAGCAACUUCCGGUUUCUUAAGGCGUUUUCCAGCAAUAUCAUGGCCGCCGAGAGGAAAAGGGUCAAGACCUGACCCACCGGACGUCCACGACUUCCGUAUGUCGGACUGGUUCGUCGGCGGCGCAACCUGCCCCAAAGACUUGACAAUAUUAGUCGACAGUACAAGUUUUUCAUCUAAAAAAUUGCGUAAACUGACAAUAGCCACGACAAAAAAUAUCUUGGACACAUUGUCAACAAACGACUAUGUAAAUGUCUACCGUUACUCCGAGAGUGUUGAAGAGACUGUUCAAUGUUUCAAGGAUUUACUGGUCCAAGCAUCGCCGGAAAAUAUACGUCAACUGAAGAAUUCAUUGUACUCAAUACAAUCAGAUUCAACGGCAAAUGUAUCAGCCGCAAUGGCCACUGGGUUUGAAAUUCUCUAUAAGUACAAUAGAACUGGACAAGGUGCACAGUGUAAUCAAGCCAUUAUGUUGGUUACAUCUAACACUGAGACUGCAUCCUCAGACCUUAUUAAAAAAUAUAAUUGGCCCCAUAUGCCCGUAAGGAUAUUCACCUAUCUCGUUGGUGGUGACAAAAGCUCUGAGUUGCAAGAAAUGGCUUGUGCUAAUAAAGGUUUUUACGCCCGAGUGACGUCAAUGGAAGACGUUAAGACUAAAGUUUUUGAGUACGUGAAAGUUUUAGCACGACCUAUGGUUUUGUAUCAACAUGAUCAUCCAAUUCAUUGGACACCUGCUUAUGUAGGCGGCGAGAGCAGUAGAUACGGGGAAGAAAGACGUGGUCAAUUAAUGACAUCUGUAACAGCGCCUAUUCUAGAUCGCCGUAAUCACACAGUUAAAACCGCCAACUUGUUGGGAAUAGUUGGAACAGAUGUACCGAUAGACCAAGUACAAAAGCUCGUGCCACCUUACAAGCUGGGUGUAAAUGGCUACUCGUUUAUCGUCGACAAUAAUGGUCGUGUCUUGUAUCAUCCAGAUCUACGUCCUUUGCCGACAAGUCAAAAUUAUGAAAACUCAUUGCAUCCUAGAUACACGAGCGUUGACUUGUCAGAAGUUGAACUAGCAGAGUUUGAAGGACCUAGUUACAUUUACAAUAAUAACUCACUACUUUUUGAUUUAAGGCGCGAUAUGAUUGAACAAAAAGAGGGAGAGACAAAUUUCCCGGUGAAAAUUCAUUACGAUAGUAUGAAACGUGUGACGAUUCGUCGACACAAUUAUUUUUACGAGCCUAUUGUCGGGACUCCGUUCUCUCUGGGGUUAGCAUUGCCGGAGGGCUAUGGUAUGCUAGAAGUCCACGCUGAACUGGAGCUGAAACACGCUAUUUUAAAUGUGUUUGACUAUCUGAAUGGAAGUAAUUGGAAAGUUCAUCCAGAUUGGGUUUACUGUGAGUACAGUUCAGCGUCCGAUAAGCAAUUUUCUACCCCUGAGGAACGUAUUCUCCAUUUCCUCGGUCGUACUCGUAUGCCGGGUUGGAAGUGGAUGUCUAUGAGACCUAAGAGUCCCAGCUCGCAUCAUAAUCAAGCGAGCAAGCCCGAUAAAGAUGCGCAUUACUGCGAUAAAAGAUUAGUACAGUCACUAGUUAUGGAUGCAGUUGUAACUGGUGGGUUCAAUAAAAGAGACACAAACUUGAUGCACAGGGAAGAUAAUCAGAACCCCAUUGCCAUACUGAUGGCUCUUCUGCACAGCCAAGGAAAGGGGAGGUUCGACGUCGUCCGAAGUUUCAUUGCGACAAGGAGUGGCCUCUUUCGAUGGCACGACCAUCAAGACAAUAAGGAAGCCGAAGACGAACCGCAUUUCGCUGACAUGAACAAAAGAGCUAUGGACACAUCAUGGUACAAAAGAGCCGCGGAACAACAUGCUGUGGAGCCUGAGAGUUUCGUGUUCAGUGUGCCUUUCAACGCUGCGGAAAUGACGGAACCACUUGUUACGGCAACUCACGCGGUCUUCUUCGAGGGUAAAAAUCAGCAUAAGGCACCAGCUGCUGUUGUUGGUAUCCAACUACAGCAUUCGUCAUUAUCAUCGCACUUUAUGAAUAUUACAUCGACGUGCGCGUCUUGUAAAAAAAACUGCGCAUCCACAGACCUAGACUGUUAUAUUCUCGACAACAGCGGGUUCAUAAUUAUAAGCGAGAAUAAUGAACACACGGGUAAAUUUUUUGGUGAAAUUGACGGCACUAUUAUGGACUCCCUUGUGCAGGACAGGAUCUACAGGAAAGUGACGGUAGUGGAUUAUCAGGGUCGUUGUCCUCCUCAAGAGUCCCAUUUAUCGUCAGCACCACGAACAGUAUCCGGAUCAAUUAUCAAGACAAUUGUAACAGCAUUCGGUCUUAUCUGGUCUUCAAUACUAAAAUUAAACAUCUACGACGCAAUUAGCCCGGCAUUUGCCUGGCCAAAUGACUCUAAUUCCGAUGACGAUAUUAAAAUCGAUGACGAGACAAAUUCUUACGAAUCGAAAAAUUUGUCGGAGGAGCCAACGGCUGGAAAAGAUAAAGGAUCUCCAUUUCCGGCGGUAGCGUCUCCACCAACAGUUCCGCCUGCCACUCACGCAACAUCAGCUCAAUAUACGAUCAAUAAAGUACGUCCGUGUGAAAAGAAGACAGAUCUGUAUAUUUUGCAACCCGAAAGAUUGAACACAAGUGGUCAGAGCAAUCCGCUCAAGGGUAAACUGACGAACUGCCAUGUAACCGGAUGCGAGAGGCCUUUCAGUGUCCAAAAGAUCCUUCACACAAAUCUUAUUCUGCUGGUGGUGGAUACCCUCUGUCCGUGUGGCAGUAAGCAGCUUAGCAUUGAGCCUACGGAAGCUGCCAACGAACCAGGAGUUUGUUCAGCCCGACGUGAUCGGCUCUACCGACGACGGCCACCAAAAUGUAUUAAUUAUCAUCCCGAGGAAAUGGAAAUAAAAUAUUGCGGUAGCGGCAGCAAAUUAAGUUUAUCGUACGGUCUCAUCCUCGCCUUGUUGUCGGUCUACUUUACGUGACUCGCUCCGUUAACUAUCUCGCGAUUCAACGAGUAAUUUACGCAUUAAUAUAUGUAUAUAUAUAUAUGUACAUAUAUAUAUUUACGUAUUUCAGUAUAAAUAUAUAAUAUAUAUUUAUUAUUAUUACUAUUAAUAUUAUAUAAUUAUAAUUAUUAUUGAUAUUAUUUAUAUUGAGUUUACAUGCAGCUAUUUUACGGCGUAGUACUCAGAGCAAUAGCAAUGACGGGGAACAGGAUAAUAAUUUAAAAAUAACAAUAAAUAAUAAACAAGUCAGUGUGGAUAUUUUAAAAAAUAAUAAUAAUGAUAAAUAGGAUUUUAAUAAAUUUAUUUCAUUGAUUGUCCAUUUAUAAAACGGCUGUUAAAUAAACGCGUAAUUAAAUGCAAAGUAAAGAGACUAAUUAAAAAAAAUAUCCAAUUCUGCGAAGAUGUUAUAACUCUUAUUAUUAAAUUAAAUUAAAUAAUAAUCAAUAAUAAUAAUAAUAAUAUUAUUAUUAUAUUGAAUUGGGAGAUGAAUUUCAAAUAAAAAAAUAUUUAUGAGAAAAAUGAUGAAAAAUUUAAAAAAAACAUGAGAGCGAGAGAGAGAAAGAGAGAGCGAAGUGUAAUGAUGUUUGAGAUUGAUUCGCCGUCCGAGAGUGCGACUCCCCUAUAUAUAUAUAUAUAUACAUAUAUAUAAUAAAUAAAUAAAUAUUGAUCCGUGGUUUAAAACGGGCCAAUAAAUGUUUAGACAAUA